Messenger RNA from Triticum turgidum subsp. durum (durum wheat), 639 nucleotides. NCBI's taxonomy places the organism in Eukaryota, Viridiplantae, Streptophyta, Magnoliopsida, Poales, Poaceae. The record is from the annotation of a GenBank genome assembly.
AUGCCCAUGCCAGCCGACGGUGCAGUGUGGGGUGCCCUUCUUGGGGCGUGCAAGAUACAUAAGAAUGUGGAGAUAGGGGAGGAGGCUUUCGAGCAUGUCAUCAAGCUCGAACCGAGCAAUGUCGGCUACUACGUGCUCAUGGCAAACAUAUACACAGACACAGGACAACUGGAGGGUGUGGUGAGGGUACGGGCGAUGAUGAGGGAGCGCGGGCUCAAGAAGGAGCCUGGGUGCAGCUAUGUCGAACACAAGGGGAGGGUUCAUCUCUUCAUGGCUGACGACCACUCACAUCGGCAGGCAAAGAGGAUUUACGAGCUCGUGAUUAAGCUUGAACAAAUGGUGACGGAGAAAACAGAUGGCACUGUGGAAAAUGGGCAAGGCAGAGUGGACGAGGGGUACUCUGGGAAGAUGGCUGCGCCGUUGAUCGGCUUUCACAGUGAGAAGCUCGCUGUGGCCUUCUGUAUGCUGAACACUGAUGACAGUGAGAUUGUGGUGAUCAAGAACCUAAGGAUAUGCGGGGACUGCCACUCUUUCCUGAAGGCGGUCUCUGCAAUUGCCAACCGAGCAUUUCUCGUCAGGGACGCGAGCCGCUUCCAUCGCUUCGAAGGUGGAGCAUGCUCCUGCAAAGACUACUGGUGA